AAAAAGUAUGUCCACCAAAAUGAGAACCAUGUGAAAUCCAAGUCACAAAGGCACAAGCUGAGCUAGUAGCUAAUGUGAAGAAUAAUUAGAACAGGAUAUUCAAGGCGUGUAUUAAUGCAUUAUAGCCCCAACAAGAGCCCCCAUUCAGGACAAAGCCUGCUUUCGAGCCGACUGAAAAUAUUCAUACCUCUUAACAGAAAACUCUGCAAAAGCUGUUCAUAAGUCUCAGAACUCAGACAAACUGUUUCCAUAAACCCUAGACAGGAUCUCUCUUUCUCUCUCUAACCCUCCAUAAUAAAAACCCUUCUUCAUCUUCUCAUAAUUCCCCCAAAACCCUCCAUUUUCGUUCACUUCUCUGUUAACCAGGCACUCGUCUUUUCAACUUCAACGGCUUUGAAGUCUUUGUUCUGCACAACAGGAGAAAAACCAAGUAGAAAAAUGCCAACAGAUCAUAUGAGUGAAAAGAAGGCUACAAAGUCAAGCCAAGUGGGUGCGCCACCGCAGGAGCCGGAGCACCUCCCUUGCCCACGCUGCGACUCCACCAAUACCAAAUUCUGCUACUACAACAACUACAACUACUCUCAGCCCCGUCACUUCUGCAAGUCAUGCCGCCGCUACUGGACCCACGGUGGCACCCUCCGUGACAUUCCAGUUGGCGGUGGCAGCCGAAAGAAUGCUAAACGUUCACGCACCGCCAUUGCCACCACUAACGCCGUGACUUCCACCGGCUCAGGUUCCUUUUCGUCUGUUCAUCAUGAUUUCCACCACAUGCCCGCCAACAGUUCUCAGCUUCUGUUCCCUUUCGCCUCCGAUCACUGCGGUGCCGUGCCGUUUGUUACUGAUGCUAAGCCCAUGUGUGGAAGUUUCACUUCAUUGUUGAAUACUCAGGGAACUGGGCUUCUGUCAUUAGGUGGGUUUGGGCUUGGAAUUGGGUCUGGGCUCGAGGACGUGGGAUUUGGGCUUGGAAGAGCAGUCUGGCCCUUGCCUGGGGCUGUAGAAGGUGGGCACACUAGUGGCAGUGUCGGAAUGGUCAGUAACACGUGGCAGCUUGAUAGUGGAGAGAAUGGGUUUGUUGGUGGUGGGGAUUGUUUUAACUUUCCAGAUCUAGCUAUUUCUACACCUGGGAAUGGCAUGAAAUGAAAAAAGAAAAAGAAAAAGAAAAAAAGUGUUAUUGGGAUUCUGUAUUAGGAAUAGCAUUCCCUUAAUUUAUAACAAUGCAGUUGAGUUUUUACCUAAUU
Olea europaea var. sylvestris is the source of this 1238-nucleotide messenger RNA. Its product is annotated as dof zinc finger protein DOF3.4-like. Gene Ontology annotation, molecular function: DNA binding; DNA-binding transcription factor activity. The coding region runs from base 439 to 1140 and encodes 233 amino acids. Lineage: Eukaryota; Viridiplantae; Streptophyta; Magnoliopsida; Lamiales; Oleaceae. The transcript has a single exon. Gene Ontology annotation, biological process: regulation of DNA-templated transcription. The record is from RefSeq and is a predicted model, not a curated record.